AUGCCUGGCGACGAAAUCCGUCUCCUCGCCCUCGAUGGCGGCGGCGUCCGUGGUCUAUCCUCACUCAUGAUCCUUCAGCAGCUCAUGGCCACCGUCGAUUCCGAGUCGCCGCCGAAGCCCUGCGAUUACUUCGACAUGAUCGGCGGCACGAGUACUGGCGGCCUAUUAGCGAUCAUGCUUGGUCGCCUGCACAUGACUGUCGAUGAGUGCAUCGACAAAUACACUUCCCUGUCUGAUGAGGUAUUCGAGAAGAAGAGUCAUCGUGUCACGAUCAGAGGGAAGAUCCAGGGUAGAUUCGACGCGGCCAAGCUCGAGCAAAAAAUCAAGCAGAUGUUAGCAGACCGCGGAUUUGACCAGGACACACUACUUAAGGACUCUCCUGAUUCUUGCUGCAAAAUCCACCUGCUGGAUUCGACCAAAAUAUGGCAGGCCUGCCGCGCGACGUCUGCCGCUACGUCCUUCUUCGAUCCUAUUACCAUUGGUCCCUUCAACGAGGAAUUUGUCGACGGAGCGCUGGGAGCGAACAAUCCCGUUUACGCGCUGUGGAACCAGGCUCAAGACGUGUGGGGCGACCGAUUGUGGGGCGGGCUCAAGUGUCUAGUGUCGAUUGGCACGGGAAUGCCCACACUGAAUCCAGUGCGAGAUGACGUUUUAGGAAUCUGGACUACCCUUAAAGAACUUGCAACCGAGACAGAAAAGACAGGAGAGCAGUUCCGGCGCGAUAAGUCGAGCCUCGACGAUGAAGGGCGAUAUUAUCGCUUCAACGUCGACCACGGACUGGAACACAUCGGGCUAGAAGAGUCGAAGAAGAAGAAGGAGAUGGCGGCAGCGACGAGUCGGUACAUUGGGUUACAGGCCGUAUUCAAACAGAUGAAGGCGUGCGCAAACAAUCUGGCGGGACGAGAAUGUUAG
This is a messenger RNA of Penicillium daleae, 912 nucleotides long. RefSeq lists its product as uncharacterized. The record is from RefSeq and is a predicted model, not a curated record. Lineage: Eukaryota; Fungi; Ascomycota; Eurotiomycetes; Eurotiales; Aspergillaceae. The transcript has 2 exons. Gene Ontology annotation, cellular component: membrane. Gene Ontology annotation, biological process: arachidonate metabolic process. The coding region runs from base 1 to 912 and encodes 303 amino acids.